Columba livia (rock pigeon) is the source of this 4049-nucleotide messenger RNA. It is a transcript of the gene SEMA4B, whose product is annotated as semaphorin 4B. The record is from RefSeq and is a predicted model, not a curated record. Gene Ontology annotation, cellular component: plasma membrane. Bases 10 to 3369 code for a protein of 1119 amino acids. The transcript is spliced from 16 exons. Lineage: Eukaryota; Metazoa; Chordata; Aves; Columbiformes; Columbidae. Gene Ontology annotation, biological process: positive regulation of cell migration; neural crest cell migration; negative chemotaxis. Gene Ontology annotation, molecular function: semaphorin receptor binding; chemorepellent activity.
AGGGACCUUAUGGUGAUGCCUGGAGCCAUGUGCACGUGCACUGGGUGUCCCCGCAGCUGCCACGCAGGGCAGACACCUCUGCUCCGGGGGCUGCUGUCCUCUUGCACCCCAUUCCUCGUGGGCUUUCACCUGAGAAGGGCCACCGGCAGGGCACAUGCUGCUGCCCCCCCAGACCACGCUCUCUGCCAGCCCCAUAGCGCUGCUCUGAGGGUGGCAGGGCAGCGUGCUGCCAGCCUUGCUUGCAGACACGAGCACCGGCUCGUGGAGUGGCCAGCACCAGCCCAGGGCCAGCACAACGCCGGGCAGCCCCACGCCGGGACUCCCCCUCCCCUGCCCUGCCCUGCCGCUGAGCCAGGGCCCUCCCAGCUCCCGCACCCCAAUACUGGGACCGAACCCCUGAGCCAGGCGCAACCGCCCCCGGCGGGCCUGACACCCGGAACAGUGCCGGUGGCGGAGCGGGGGCCGGGCGGCGGCGGGGCCGGCCGGGCGGGGCGGCCCUUUGUUGCGAGCGGCGGGCGGAGCAGCCGGAGCCGCCCGAAGCCGCCCCGCCGCGGGCGGGAACCCCGGAGCCGCCUCCGCUGCCGGCGGGUCCCGCCGCACCCGCCGCCGAGCCGAGCCCUGUCCCGUCUGGGGCACUUCCCGGGCAAAGGUGCUGAUAAGACAGGCGGAGCAGAGCCAGCAGCACUGUCCCCGGCCCAGGAAGGGACGUCAGCCUCCGGCAAGCACAGCGGGAGCAGGAAGGGAACCGAGCUGAGGAGGAAGGCAGGGCCCCCACCGGCAGCCCCAGCUCCUGGACAGCAGGUCUGCAGAGCCCGGGCGGCUUCGCGGGAGGCGGCGGAGGCCCGGCCGGCCCGGCCCGGGAUGGCGGCGCGGCCGGCGCUGCCCGUCCUGGCGCACUCGGUGCUGGCGGCUUUGCUGCUCUCGGCGGCGCAGGAGCCGGUCCCGCGGGUCAGCCUGUCCUACGACUCAGCCGAGCGAGUUGUGCAGCGGUUCGAGGUGCCUGGCGUGUCCAACUACACAACCCUGCUGCUGAGCCCGGACAGCGGCACCCUCUACCUGGGGGCACGCGAGAUGCUCAUCGCCGUCAAUACUAGCCACUUCCAUCCUGGGGCACCGGCUCGCAGGCUGCCAUGGGGCGCAGAUGAGGAGAAGAAGAGGCAGUGCGUGUUCAAAGGCAAGGACCCCCAGAGGGACUGUCACAACUACAUCAAGAUGCUGCUGCAGCUGAACAGCACCCACCUCUACACCUGUGGGACCUGCGCCUUCAGCCCGGCCUGCGCCUACAUCAAUGUGCAGCACUUCAGCCUGGAGCGAGACACAUCGGGGAAGGUGCUGCUGGAGGACGGGAAGGGACGCUGCCCCUUCGACCCUGAGUACCGCUCCACAGCCGUCAUGGUCGAUGGCGAGCUCUACGCCGGGACUGUCAGCAACUUCCAGGGCAAUGAGCCCACCAUCUACCGCAGCCAGGAGAGCCGCAUCGCCCUCAAGACAGAGAAUUCCCUCAACUGGCUGCAGGACCCAGUCUUCGUGGGCUCAGCCUACCUGCAGGAGAGCCUGCCUGCCGGCAACCCUGAGGGUGACGACGACAAGGUCUACUUCUUCUUCAGUGAGACCGGCAAGGAGUUCGACUACUUUGAGAACACCAUCGUCUCCCGCAUUGCGCGCGUCUGCAAGGGGGACCAGGGUGGGGAGCGUGUGCUGCAGCGGCGCUGGACAACCUUCCUGAAGGCGCAGCUGCUCUGCUCGCACCCCGAGGAUGGCUUCCCCUUCAACGUGCUGCAGGACAUCUUUGUGCUCACUCCGGGGGAGCUGCGCUGGAGGGAGACACUUUUCUACGGGGUCUUCACUUCGCAGUGGAACAAGGGCGGGCUGGGCAGCUCAGCCGUCUGCGCCUUCCCCAUGCACAGCGUGCAACGCGCCUUUGGUGGGCUCUACAAGGAGGUGAACCGCGAGACGCAGCAGUGGUACACGGACACCGGCCCUGUGCCAGAGCCCCGGCCAGGCACGUGCAUCACCAGCCACACACGGCACCUGAAGAUCAACUCGUCCCUCCAGAUGCCGGACCGGGUGCUGAACUUCAUCAAGGACCACUUCCUGAUGGACAGCCCUGUGCGCAGCCAGCCGCUGCUGCUGCAGAGCCGCCUGCGCUACCAGCAGAUCAGCGUCCACCGCGCACAGGGCCUCCACGGCACCUAUGAUGUGCUGUUCCUGGGCACAGAUGAUGGGCGGUUGCACAAGGCCGUGCGGGUGGACCAUGGGGUGCACAUCAUCGAGGAGAUCCGCCUCUUCCCCGCUGGGCAGCCUGUGCUGCAGCUGUUGCUGGACCAGAACCAGGGCCUGGUCUAUGCAGCCACCUACAGGGCCGUGGCUCAGGUGCCCUUUGCCAACUGCAGCCUGUACCGCAGCUGUGGAGAAUGUGUGCUGGCGCGGGACCCCUUCUGUGCCUGGAGCCGGGGUGCCUGCCGCAGGGCCAGCCUUCGCUCCCCUGCGCACCCCCAGCUCUGGGCACAGGACAUCGAGGACGCUGACACGGAGCGGCUGUGCCAGCCGGCCAAUACCUCCCAGCCCCGGCCCCGCGUCCUCCUGCCCCCAGCCUCGGGUGCCCCAUGCCAGCGGGUGCAGCUGCCGCCCAACGCGGUGCGGCCGCUGCCGUGCCGGCUGCUCUCCAACUUGGCGUCACGGCGCUGGCUGCACGACGGGGCCCCCGUCAAUGGCUCCUACCUGGUGCUGCCUGACGGAGCCCUCAUCCUGGUGGGCAGCCCUGAGCGGGCAGGCACCUACGAGUGCUGGUCGCUGGAGGAAGGCUUCCGCAAGCUGAUGGCCAGCUACUGCGUGGGUGUGCAGGAGCCAGCCCGCGGGCCACCGGAGCCCGGCAGGAGGGGGGACGCUGGCCGGGACAGCCUGGAGACUGUCAGCACGUCCCGGAGCACCUCAGCAGUGGGCAGCGCCGCAGCGCAGCUGGAUGGCAAGACCUACUGGACCGAGUUCCUGGUGAUGUGUGUGCUCUUCGCCACCGCCGUUCUCGUGCUGGCCCUCUUCCUGCUGCACCGGCACCAUGACAGCAUGAAGACCUUGCUGGAGCCCAGUGACCCUGGCCGGCACCAGAAGCCACCCCGCAAGCCGGUGGAGAGCCUGCCCCUGAAUGGCAGCAACUUGCCCAGUGCUGCGCCCGAGCACAAGGGCUACCAGGCGCUGCAGGACAACUACAUCGUCAGCACCCCUGUGCACGAGCCCCCGGGCCCCCCACGUGCCUUCUCCGAAUCGGAGAAGAGGCCCCUCCAUGUCCGGGACAGCUUCGUGGAGGUGUCCCCCGCCUGCCAAAGACCCCGGGUGCGCCUGGGCUCUGAGAUCCAGGACUCGGUGGUGUGACAGGGACAAGAACUGAGAGCCGAACCCUCACCCACAACUGCCUCUGCUCUGCUGAGCCUCACCGGACCGCAGUGCCGCGUCCAGGGUCCGUGUUGUCUGUGUAUGCAUGCCCGGAGCCUGCGCCCGCUGCGGCACCCAUCUGGCCUGCGGCACCAGCCCCGUGUGCCCCAUCAGGGUUUGGCUUCCCUGGGAGCUCCUUUGGCAUCGCUGGGGCUGCUCCGGCCCCACUCCUGGGGUCGGUGCUGGUGCGAGGGGUACGCAGGGACCCACGUGCCUUCCAGGGACGUGUGGGACUUUUCCCCAGCCUGGCAUCCCCACCACAGGGAUGGACACAGCGCCCGGCUCAGGCUGCUGGUGCCAUGAGGCCCCAGUUGCCUCUAUGCAGAGGGCAAGAGGGGGCGGCCGCAGCCCCUCUUUGCCCCGACCCACUGUGACGUCCUGCUGCGGGACCCGGAGCCACACGUGCGGCUGGGCAGUGCUGGUGCAGUGACCUGCGGCAUGUGCUGUGUCUGUGCUUGGUUCGUUUUUAAUACGUUGAAAAUGUGAAUCGUGUCCCGGGGAAGAGAAGGGGGGGUGGCACUCACCCCGUGUUGGGCUGGGCAGCGACUCAUCUCUGUGUCCCCGUGUGCGUGUGCAGAAACGUCUGUGGUUUUUAUAUAAAGUCAGGUGUCUCCUUUGGA